Messenger RNA from Camellia sinensis, 979 nucleotides. RefSeq lists its product as uncharacterized. The record is from RefSeq and is a predicted model, not a curated record. NCBI's taxonomy places the organism in Eukaryota, Viridiplantae, Streptophyta, Magnoliopsida, Ericales, Theaceae.
UCCUUCGUAUCAAUACCCACCCAGGAAUUCCCUUUCCGUCUUAAAACUACGAAAGACAGACAGAGAGAGAGAGAGAGAGAGAGAGAGAGGUGACAUGGAUGAAAACCAGAACAAGAACUAUGAAGAUAAUGGCAACCAAGACGCUGACGGCGUACCUCAGGUUCAACUCGAAGAUAAUAGGAUGCAACCAUCGGAUCAUCAGAAUGCCAUAGUAGGUGGCAAUCAGGAGAACAAUACAGUUGCAGACAGAACGAACUUCAUUACAAAACAAGCUGGAUUGGUGGGAUUCGGUGGCAUAGUGAUAGCUGCUACAUUUGCAGCUCUCUGCACUUGGUCUACUCCGUACCAUGAGAGUGAAAAGCUCAAACUCAAAGUUGGAGAUAUAUGGCAUCAUAAUAAGUUGCCACCUAAAUUAUUUUUGUUCAUAUUGCUCACAUUUGUGUUUUCAUCGGGUUUUCUCGUCACAGUGAUUCCACUAUGGAAAAUGGCUAUGGAAUGGUCAUUUUAUCUCCGGGCUCUUGUGGUUGUUACUGCGACUGGAUUCUAUGCCAUUUUUUGUGUUAUAUUGAAUGAAAAAUUGCCAAAUUUCACUUUGGGUAGCAUUCCAGGUUUCUUCUUCGUGUGGCUUCUUGGCUGUUCUUUGAUCUUUUUGGGAGUUGCAGCAUAUGCUAUAAUAUCGAAGGCGUAUAGACGCAUUAUAUCUUCAUACCACCAAUAAGAAUUGGAACCGACUUUUCUCCUCUUGAAGUUUGGGUCAUUUCUUUUGGCAAACUUCAUGUGCACUGGGUAUGUAUCAUAUGCCUUAUGAAGAUUUAUGAUCCUAAUAAUGACUCAUGUUGGUAUUUGGAUGUUGGUAUUUGGUUAUGAGAUUUUGUGAUGGUUAAAUUUGUAGUGUAAGUCGUUAUGACACUUUCUUUCGGUGGUUGGUUAUGACACUUUUGUGGUCUUCUUUCAUUAUCACCCAAAUUUGUUUUAGUUA